AUGAACAAAAACGGAACAGCUAAAAUGAAUGAUAAUCAAAUUAGAGCAGAAGGUAGAAGGUUAUUUAAACGCUUCUAUAACAUUCCUGAUGGUGUUAAUCCUAAAACUCGUAGAAGCUAUUUAAAUGAAGCAAUAGAUGCAUAUGAAGGGUUUGACAUUUCAUCAGAAAGUGAGAGAUUAGCGAGAAUGUUAAAUGUUAAUAUUGAUUUCUAUUAUUGUGAUCCUCAACCAGAAGACGUGGACAUAAAUAAGGUAGACUUUCCAUUAGUGGAAUCAAUAAUGAUAGAUCCAGAAUUUGAAACAGUAAAUAUUUUAUUAACACAGAGUCCAUAG
Molecule: messenger RNA, 333 nt
Organism: Trichomonas vaginalis G3
Lineage: Eukaryota; Parabasalia; Trichomonadida; Trichomonadidae
Exons: 1
Coding region: 1-333 (110 amino acids)
Source: RefSeq, a predicted model, not a curated record